Molecule: messenger RNA, 1092 nt
Organism: Chaetomium fimeti
Lineage: Eukaryota; Fungi; Ascomycota; Sordariomycetes; Sordariales; Chaetomiaceae
Exons: 3
Coding region: 1-1092 (363 amino acids)
Source: RefSeq, a predicted model, not a curated record
AUGCAGGGGAAGUGCCGGCACGGAGGAGACUCCGUCGGCUGCGCAAGAGCUGAGCCACAAAGAGGCUCCGGAAGGCUCCUGGACGUUUCUAACUCAACCCACAGACCGCUCAAAGCCCAAGUGGGCAUCCGUGACCACUGGACCAAGACAGACAGCCCCGUCCAGACCUCACUCCGCGAGCUGCAGGAGCUGCUCGGCCGCACGGUCGUGGUGGAGCCAGAAUGGCCGCUCCUCGUCGCCGAGCUCGAUACCUUCUACGCCGACAAGACCAACCUCGUCGCCGCGGUUGCGGGCUGUAUCCGGGUGUGGGCAAAGAGCAUGGCGGAGCUGCUCGAUGACGCGGCACACGCCGAUUGGGCCGAAGAGAUCGUUGUGAAGGCCAGCGUGAGGAUGAGCGUGUUCAUAGAAGUCAACACCUCGGCCAACGCGGCCACGGCGUGGUCGGAGCAGCGCGGCGGAUUCGUGGUCAGCUUGCCAAAGAAGCAGGUAUAUCAACCGACAGAGCUAUUCCCUAUCUUUCGGCAGGAGCUGCUGGCGUGUUUCGUCAAAAAAGAGAGGCUCCAGCUGCCGGAAAGCAAGGCGGUAGCGGGGGCAGAUGACUGGGAAGGCGUCGAGCUCGACAAAACCACGGGCAAGGUGGAGGUGAUUGAAGCUCCGACAAGAACCCUGGCGUCAAGACCCGAGCUCGAGUUCAUGCCUGAUGUGGCCUCCCUACCGCGCCCCGACCAACUCUUCCUCCGACCACCCUACCAUCUCACCCUGUUCCCAGGCCGCCAGAAAAUCGAGAUACAGGGCAGUCAUAGCCCGAGCUUAGAAUUCCUUGCGGCGUAUCUAAAGCGAUGGUGCCGACUAAACCACGCCGACACGAGGAAUCCACCUGCCGUCCAGAUAACGCUACACCAGUCCGCCUUUGGGUUAGGCGAAAUGUUUGACCGCUUGACGCUUAACACCGAGGCAACAAGGUACACCAACGGGUUUACUGUAACGUCCCCGAUGAUUGUAUCCCUCAUCGAGGGAACGUUGGGGUACAAGUUGAUCUCGACGGAGGGCGGAUGGAACUUUCGAAGAGAUACGGAGUUCAAGGCAUUGUAG